Molecule: messenger RNA, 1089 nt
Organism: Saccoglossus kowalevskii
Lineage: Eukaryota; Metazoa; Hemichordata; Enteropneusta; Harrimaniidae
Product: guanine nucleotide-binding protein G(i) subunit alpha-like
Biological process (GO): adenylate cyclase-modulating G protein-coupled receptor signaling pathway
Cellular component (GO): cytoplasm; heterotrimeric G-protein complex
Molecular function (GO): G-protein beta/gamma-subunit complex binding; GTP binding; GTPase activity
Source: RefSeq, a predicted model, not a curated record
AUGGUAAAGGGGUUCACUAUGGUAACGUGCUGUGGAAAUAGCUACCAGGACCGACGUGCGGCUCAUCAUUCUAAACUCAUUGACAGGGACAUAAAAGCCGCAAAACAACGAGCAGAUAGAGAAGUCAAAUUACUGCUAUUAGGUGCUGGUGAAUCAGGCAAGAGUACUAUUGUAAAGCAAAUGAAAAUUAUACACCACGAUGGAUUUUCCAAAGACGAUUGCCUUGCAUUCAAACCUGUCAUUUAUGGAAACGCUAUCCAGUCUUUACUCUCGAUCAUUCGCGCAAUGGAGCCGCUUAGUAUUGAAUUUGAAGAUGUAGCAAGAGUGAAAGACGCUCAGUGGACAAUCGCAAAGGCAGGCGAAGUAGAAGAAGGUUACAUGAGGCCAGAUUUGGUUGUUCGCAUUAAGCGGCUAUGGGCAGAUAAAGGUGUCCAGGAGUGCCUAGCACGGGCUAGAGAAUAUCAGUUAAAUGACUCUGCUGUGUAUUACCUUAACGCCAUAGAACGCUUAGCCUUGCCUGACUAUGUGCCAACUCAACAGGAUGUCCUUAAAAGUAGAGUUAGAACCACCGGUAUCGUGGAAACACAUUUCGAGUUUAGAAAACUUCAUUUCAAGAUGGUUGAUGUAGGGGGUCAGAGGUCGCAGCGAAAGAAAUGGAUUCACUGCUUUGAAGACGUUACUGCGAUUAUUUUCUGUGUGGCACUCAGCGAGUAUGACCUAAUGUUGGCUGAAGACGAAGAAAUGAAUCGUAUGUUCGAAUCCAGGAAACUGUUCGAAUCCACGCUGAACAGCGGAUGGUUUGAGGAGACGUCCUUUAUUUUGUUUCUCAACAAGAAGGAUAUAUUUGAAGAGAAAAUUUCUAAGUCGCCCUUAACACUAUGUUUUCCUGAAUAUACUGGACCUAACACAUACGACGAGGCCGGUGAGUACAUCCAAUCGAAGUUUGAAGAGUGCAACUUGAAGCCGGCACGGGAAAUAUACUCACACUUUACGUGCGCAACGGACACAAAAAAUAUAGAACACGUAUUUAACGAUGUUACUGAUAUCAUUAUUAGGAGCUCCUUGAAGGCUUGCCAUUUGAUACAAUAA